Molecule: messenger RNA, 1716 nt
Organism: Corticium candelabrum
Lineage: Eukaryota; Metazoa; Porifera; Homoscleromorpha; Homosclerophorida; Plakinidae
Product: T-complex protein 1 subunit zeta-like
Exons: 16
Coding region: 1-1596 (531 amino acids)
Biological process (GO): protein folding
Cellular component (GO): chaperonin-containing T-complex
Molecular function (GO): ATP-dependent protein folding chaperone; ATP binding; ATP hydrolysis activity
Source: RefSeq, a predicted model, not a curated record
AUGGCUGCUAUCAAGUCGCUCAAUCCAAAAGCUGAAGUUGCAAGAGCUGCUCAGGCUUUGCAAGUUAACAUCAAUGGAGCAAGAGGACUUCAAGAAGUACUUAAAUCUAACUUGGGGCCGAAAGGAACGCUGAAAAUGCUUGUUUCUGGUGCUGGAGACAUAAAGCUAACAAAGGAUGGAAACGUUCUACUUCAUGAAAUGCAAAUCCAGCAUCCUACAGCUUCUCUGAUAGCUAAGGUAGCAACAGCUCAAGAUGAUGUUACUGGAGAUGGAACUACAUCACUUGUUCUUAUUAUUGGAGAGCUUCUUAGGCAGGCGGACUCCUUUGUCGCUGAGGGUCUUCACCCUAGGAUUGUUGUUGAAGGAUUUGAACAAGCAAAAGCUAAGGCAUUAGAGGCGAUGGAGUCAUUGAAAGUGCCAUGUAAGGCAGACAGAGGAACUUUGGUCGAAGUGGCACAGACAUCGUUGAGAACAAAGAUUUCGCAACAAACAGCUGACAUUCUAGCCGAGAGUAUUGUAGAUGCCGUUUUGGCUAUAAGAAAAUCUGACGAGCCGGUCGACUUGCAUAUGGUUGAGAUCAUGCAAAUGCAACACAAGACUGACACCGAAACGAAGCUAGUGAAAGGUAUUGUAAUGGAUCACGGAGCUCGCCAUCCAAACAUGAAGAAGAGUGUGACGGAUGCAUUUAUUUUGACAUGCAACGUGUCAUUAGAGUACGAAAAGAGUGAGGUUAAUGCCGGCUUCUUCUAUAAGAGUGCUGAAGAAAGAGAAAAGUUGGUGGCUGCUGAGAGAGACUUUACGGAUGAGAGAGUGAAGAAAAUCAUUGCGCUGAAGAAAUCAGUCUGUGAAGGAACGGAUAAAGGAUUUGUUGUUGUCAACCAGAAGGGUAUUGAUCCAAUCUCACUUACUAUGUUGGCCAAAGAGGGUAUCGUGGCCCUCAGACGAGCAAAACGAAGAAAUAUGGAAAGGAUUCCAUUGGCCUGUGGUGGUUAUGCAGUCAAUUCAGUGGACGAUCUCACUUCCGACUGUCUAGGGAAAGCUGGCUCGGUUUACGAGCACACGCUGGGAGAGGAAAAAUUUACGUUUAUUGAAGAUAUUCCGAAUCCACAGUCUGUUACUAUUCUUCUCAGAGGUCCGAAUAAGCACACGCUCACGCAGCUAAAGGAUGCCGUACACGAUGGGUUGAGGGCUGUCAAGAAUGCAAUUUCGGAUGGGUUUCUUUUACCAGGAGCAGGUGCGUUUGAAGUUGCUGUUCAUGCAGCUCUCACUGAAUUCAAGACUUCUGUGAAAGGCAGAGCCAGGCUGGGUGUACAGGCUUAUGCUGAUGCUUUACUUGUGAUCCCAAAAGUCCUUGCUCAGAACUCAGGGUUUGAUCCACAAGAGACCCUAGUGAAGUUGCAGGAAGAGCAUAAAGAAUCAGGGCAGCCUGUUGGAGUUGAUGUGUCCACAGGUGAAGCAUUAGUUCCUGCGGAUGCUGGAAUUUGGGACAACUAUUGCGUGAAGAAACAAAUAAUCAACUCUAGCACCGUAAUCUCAACCAACUUGCUGUUAGUCGAUGAGAUCAUGCGUGCAGGCAUGUCAUCAUUGAAAGGAUGAAGCAAAAUCAGUCUAGAGGUUGACACUCAUGUGUUUGAGUUGAGACACGUGUGAGACAUUCUAUAGUUACUCUGAAGUCAUGUACCUGGUGUUUUAUCAAAUAAAACAUUCGCACGCCAA